Xiphophorus couchianus (Monterrey platyfish) is the source of this 1899-nucleotide messenger RNA. RefSeq lists its product as uncharacterized. The record is from RefSeq and is a predicted model, not a curated record. The transcript is spliced from 10 exons. NCBI's taxonomy places the organism in Eukaryota, Metazoa, Chordata, Actinopteri, Cyprinodontiformes, Poeciliidae. Bases 525 to 1853 code for a protein of 442 amino acids.
CAGUGGAGAAGGAAAAAAAAAAAGUAUGCACCAGCAAUGGCAGAGGAGGGGAAGCUAAAGUUGGAUAAUAUGCUUUCUGUCGAAUAAAAGUAACUUUUACAGAUUUCUAGUGAAGAUUUAACUAUAUAACAAUAAAAUAUCUGCUCGAUUUAUUGAAAUAUCUCUUAAUUUAAAAGUGCUCCGACAUGUUUGGAGUCGUCCCCACCGGUGUUCUGUCAGAUCAGCAACUCUGCGAUGGCAUGUGCUUAACACAAACUGACGGCUAUAUGUAUCUGUCAUUACCAUAUGAUUUUAUGUAAGCAGCAACAUCAUCAUGACGCAGAAAUUAGAUAAUGCGCACGUAUGUUAUUCUGGCCAUUAUUAGCCACCAAGGUGGAAUUAAAAACAUACAGUUAUUAGUGAAAACAGCUGGAUUAACUUUUGGGUUUACACAGAUCUGCUUCAUGUUGUCAGGUAUCAGGUUGCGCUGGUGAAAACAAGACUGAACAGUGUGAUCUCUCCUGGUGUCCCAAAAAAUCUGAAAGAUGGAUGAGUUUGUAAAACAGAAGCUGACUGAAUGGAAACUUUCUGACCUAAUCCCUGCUUUUGAAGCUGAAAACAUUGAUGAAGAAAGCUUCUUUCUUUUGGAUGCUAACUGCCUGACAUCCCUGAUUCCUCACCUUGGUCCUCGUCUGAAAUUUCAACGUCAUUUUGCAAAAUUUCUUGAGAACAUCCGUGAGAUCCUCAGUGCCUCCCCUGAAGGUAGACCUGUGGUUAUCAGUCUUGAUGGAAAUCAGCAUAUAUCCAUUCGUGAAAGACGGUGCAUGGUCAGAACACUUGUGUCACACCUGAUGGAUCAAUAUGGAGAAAACCCAUCUUCAGACACUAAAGCAAUUCUGGCAUCUUCGAUUGUGGACCAGUUUCCAUGUUUAAGAGACAGCCAUGGCACAGGAUAUGACGCCUGGUUUACCCGCGGAAGACAACACAGGCCAGCAACUGGCUUUCUGGAGGAGCGUCUCCGUAAUGUAAGGAAAAGGCAUCAACCAAGGAAGAAGAUGCUUUCAGCCCCAGAAGCUCCACCAAAAAGAUCAAGUUUGCCUGAACCAACCAUCAGUGCUGAGCGUGCCAUCCAGAUGACAGAAUGGCUAAAAAAUAACUUCUGGCCCGCAGACCAGGUUGUCCAAUACAUGCGGGAAACUGCAGUAUAUCGCGCAGGAUGGAUCCGCUCAAGUGGGACAAUCCCAAUGCAGCAGAUUUUUGCAGAGUUCCCACGUUUGUUGGACACACCAGGGAUGAUUUUGCAGGACUUUGCCGUUUUAUAUCCACAGUCUUGUGGAAAACUGACAGAGAACUGGAACACCUUGUUCUCAUCAAAGGUCAUUCGCAUGGGGAAGAAGGAGGAGAGCGGUCUUCUGCCUGAGAUUGAGUUGCUUCCACAAGACAAACAAGGUGACGUGGCACUGCAGCUGCUGCCAAAACUCCUCCCUGCUGUUCCCUACAGAGUUGGGCGAAAGGUGGUCAGACCCAGCAACCUUGAAGUCCAGCAAGCCUUCAUUGAUGUCCAGCCAAUUGGGACAAAUAUGGUGGAAUAUCUUGGAAGUACAGCAACAGAGCAUCCACGUGUUCUCAUGCUUGGGGACAGGUAUUGUUGUUCCCAAGCAUUUGUUGUCAUAAAUGGAACUGCUUUGGAAUAUCCAUCUCUUUUGGGGGCCGUUGACGGCUGUUUCAAAUCAUUCUUCGUUUUUGAUGUGAGUUAUCCGAAGUCGUGUAUCCAGAUUUGGGAUUUUCUCCAAACUGUGAUAUAUGAAAUCCCAGGAAACGAGUCACCCCCGAUAAAAUUAAUGAGGGCACAGUUGGAGGCCAUGGAAGAAUAAAUGCAAUUCUUCAAUAACCCUUAAAUAAGUUUUAAAUGUUCUGAUU